UUGUCUGUGUUCUAUAUUUUUGAAAGAUACCUACUGACGCUUUUUAUUUUCGCAACUUUGUAAUAAAAAGUGAAUAUUCAUGAAGGUUAACAAUAAUUUGAAUGAAGAAACCACCAACACCCACACUACAUUGCAAAAUUCCGGAACUGGUCGGUGAUAUAUUAUAAUGUCGAGCGGCUCGAUCCAAGGAGCCAAUAUGCCGACAAUAGGAACAAUAAACCAAGGGACCAUACAAUAUGUGAACAACCCAUUGCAAAGUCCACAAUUACAAUCUUCUUCUAUCCAAGGAUCGCCGUCUCAACACAGCCCUAUGGGGCAGGCUCAAGUUAACUCUAAAAGUAAUCAAAACUCUUCUGGAGACCAGACAACACAGCUAUUAAGUAGACCAAGAUUGCAAGAACUAGUAAGAGAAGUGGAUCCCACGGUGCAAUUAGAUGAGGAAGUAGAAGAGAUGCUGCUGCAAUUAGCUGACGAUUUCAUUGACACUACAUUAAAUGCAGCUUGCUCCCUCGCUAAGCAUAGACACGCUCCCACUGUGGAGCUUAGAGAUGUUCAAUUACACUUAGAGAGACAAUGGAAUAUGUGGAUUCCUGGUUUUGGCAAUGAUGAGUUGCGCCCAUAUAAAAGAGCUGCUGUUACAGAAGCCCAUAAACAAAGAAUGGCCCUCAUUAGAAAGACAAUUAAAAAAUAUUAAAGUCCAUCUUGCUAUUUUUCUUAUUAAAAAAAUAUGAAUAUGUAA
Colias croceus (clouded yellow) is the source of this 739-nucleotide messenger RNA. It is a transcript of the gene Taf12, whose product is annotated as transcription initiation factor TFIID subunit 12. The transcript has 3 exons. NCBI's taxonomy places the organism in Eukaryota, Metazoa, Arthropoda, Insecta, Lepidoptera, Pieridae. The coding region runs from base 167 to 694 and encodes 175 amino acids. Gene Ontology annotation, molecular function: DNA binding; TBP-class protein binding; protein heterodimerization activity. Gene Ontology annotation, cellular component: SLIK (SAGA-like) complex; transcription factor TFIID complex; SAGA complex. Gene Ontology annotation, biological process: RNA polymerase II preinitiation complex assembly; DNA-templated transcription initiation. The record is from RefSeq and is a predicted model, not a curated record.